Molecule: messenger RNA, 3790 nt
Organism: Onychostoma macrolepis
Lineage: Eukaryota; Metazoa; Chordata; Actinopteri; Cypriniformes; Cyprinidae
Product: unconventional myosin-XVIIIa-like
Exons: 3
Coding region: 279-1328 (349 amino acids)
Biological process (GO): protein localization to plasma membrane
Cellular component (GO): apical plasma membrane
Molecular function (GO): protein-membrane adaptor activity; signaling receptor binding
Source: RefSeq, a predicted model, not a curated record
CUCACUAAACAAUAAGCAGCAUGAGGCCAACCUACCGCCUUUAUCACUAUAUAUUUACAACAGCGCGCGCCUGCUCACGUUCAGCUGCGCCCAUCUAGAGGAUAGAGCGAACAGAAACAAUACCGUUCCCAGCCAAACAACUGGAUAUUUCACAACGGUAGCCAUAAUUAAUCCACUCUGGAUGUACAGAAGCCACUCUGUCUCUGUAUGGAAAAAUCGCUUACUUGUGAAAACAUUGGUGCUUCUGUAGUGGAACGUAGACUACUUUUGGGGACAGUAUGUUCAACUUGAUGAAAAAAGACAAGGAGAAGGAUGGCGUCAGGAAGGAGAAAAAAGACAAGAGAGACCGGAGGGAACGGAUGUCAGCAGCUGAGCUCCGAAGCCUGGAUGAAAUGAGCAUGAGACGGGGUUUCUUCAACCUCAAUCGGAGCUCCAAACGGGACUCCAAGAACAAGUUGGAGAUCUCAAACCCGAUACCUAUUAAAGUCGCCAGCAGCACUGAGCUCAACCUGACCGACAUAGAGUCGGAUGGCCUUAGUAACCGCAGCAGCAUGGUCCUGGAUGCAGAUCAGCUCAGCGCGGCCAGUUCCAGCGAUGAUCUGAAGGCCGAUUACGGCCAAGAUGGCCACCGGAGCUCUGUCAAGGAGCGGGCGGCUAGGUUCGGCUCUCUCGCCAUGCAGAACUCGCAAAUGGGUUCCAUCAUGAAGCGUUUCUCCUUUUCUCAGAGGAAUAAAGAAGAAAGUCCAUCCGAAGGUUCCACACCUUCUGGGCAGAACUCGGCUGCCCCGUCUCCACAGGUAGAAACCAAGAUCUUUGACCCCCAACGUAAGCCAAGUCUUCAACAUCAUCAGCAACAGCCUCCUACUGGAAAAAAGGUGCAGAUUCCUGAGAUUGUGGAUAAGACGUUUCCAGCAGAUCUCCGUUUGCCUGCUGUCGUGCCACCGCAGACGCCUGAAGUUCGGGAGCUGGUUCUUCAGAGGCGGAACACUGGGGAUUUUGGGUUCUCCUUGCGGCGCACCACCAUGUUGGACCGUGGCACUGAUGGAGGGGUAUAUCGCCGAGUGGUCCACUUUGCCGAACCAGGUGCUGGUACCAAGGACCUGGCUCUUGGUUUGGUUCCUGGAGACCGGCUGGUGGAGAUCAACGGGAGAAAUGUGGAGAACAAGAACAGGGAUGAGAUCGUGGAGAUGAUUCGGCAAUCAGGUGACACGGUUCGGCUGAAGGUUCAGCCCAUUCUGGAGCUAAGCGAGCUGAGCCGAUGCUGGCUGAGGAACACCGAAGGGCUGCGGCGGGAAGCAUUUGACGAAGCGGAUUCCUUUCCAGGAUGAACAUCUGUCAAGAUGUGUCUAACAGAAUCUUUUCUUCCUCCAGCUUUCCACAAGUGAUGACUUUAAUGACAGGCUUUGAAACAGUUUUGUUUGUGUUUUUCUUUGCAGUUUGUUGUGUAAUAGUUGGACACAGUGCGGCAGUAAAUUCAGAAUUUUCCCCAUGGAAAUUUCACAUGUAACAGCACACAGGUCACAAUUUAGUUUUGGUAUGUAACUAUAAAUUGCACUUGCUGUUGAUGCUGCUCAGGCGCAUUUUCUUGUGUGAGAAGAGUGUGAUGAAUGGGCGGCACAGCUCUUUCGGUAUUCCUUGACAGAGGGAAACCAUUGAAACUUAUCUGUCGUGUUAUGCGCUGCUUCCUUGUUGGAGAACAGAUAAGAACGGCACUUUGGCGUCAAUGUUUUAUUUUCUCUAGGAUGGGUGGAGGUUGUGUCUUUACUAACUAACAUGUGUGCCACUACUUGGCUGGAACCAAUCUGGGCUGCUGUCGUGCAAGUUGCACAUGUUGAUGCUGAGACGACUCACAAAGCUUCCUCCUACAGUAACCGCUGAGGGCAUUAUGUAAGACUCUUUGAUAACUAUACUCAUUGGAUUCCCAGCAUUUAGCAAUGUUGUUUGCUUGCUUGGAAAACAGUACAUUCAAUUAACAUACUCUUUUGCUGAGUAACAUGCAGUUAGGUGACCUCGAUAAUUUGUUAAAAGGUUUGGUUGCUGUCUGUGAAACAUUAGAGCACACAACAUAGAGGUGUGACACACAAAUGAGCUUUGAAUCUGUGAAUCAGAGUGCAUCUGAAUCAUUCAAUGUGUUUGUGUGGGGUAGAAAGGUGUUGGCUGUUUAAUAAUUAUUCCCUUCAGUUUUCUGUUUGCUGACAAUUAUUAAUUUAAAUGGUCCCUUUGCAGCUACUGUAUUUUUCUUCGGGGGGUUCACAGUCCUCUAAGGGUUCAUGAGAACAUUGCUGUUGGUUUACAAGAUUGUGAUAGAAAUGCAAUGACCAGUUAAAUUGGCAAAUAAAUGUAACUAUUAAAUAACAUUUAGCUUAUUGAAUAAUGAUUUAAUAAAAUAACAUGAAAUUAUUAAAUAAAUUUAAAUAAACUAAUUAGUGGUCGACCGAUAUUGCUUUUUGACCGUCAAUGCCGAUAUUUCAGAGAGCGGAAUGGCCAGUCACCAAUAUAAAGCUGAUAUAUUUCUCAGCGCUGUCCAAAUAAAAGUCCCGCCUCAAACACAUCAGUCAAACAGAAAAGCUUAUCGGCCAAAAAAGAAAAGCUUAUUGAAAAAUGCCAAAUAUUGGCCGAUAUAUUAGCCUUCGCAAUAAUCGGUCGACCACUAAAACUAAUUAUUAAAUAAUUAAAUUACUAAAUUCAUAUUUAUUAAAAGGUUUGUGUUUCAAUUUUAGAGGGUACGUAAUGUAAAUAAUCUAGGUGAUUAGACAUUUUGUGAUGUGAAACUCAUUAAACCCGUUUUAGAGUAAACAGAUCUGCUAUUUACACAUGGAACAGCUUUCCUCCUUUUAUCCGUAUUGCUACAAUUCUGUUGUCAACACAAAAUGCUGUUAACACUGUGUGAAGUAAAUUUUGUUUUUGCGUCUGUCCAAUUUGGCGACAUUUCUUUCUACACUGCAAUUUAAUUUACUUGUAUAUUCAGUAUUUAAUAUACAACUAAACUGUGUUGAAUAAUUGCGUCAGCUCCUUAGAAACUCUUUGACAGCAGACUUAUGUCAGAGCGCUUUAACACAUACAUGCUCAAACAGCUAUUCUUACAGCUUACGAAUUACAGUUAAAUUAAGUCGCCUCUAAAUCGAAAACAUCUGUUGCAUUUACAGAAAAAUUUGUAUUUGUCAGUGGUUUGGUUGAGAAAAAUGAUGAAUCCCUGGCUUUGACAGUUACUUUUGUAAAAUGUUGGCCACAUGAUCAUUUGGGUUGAGGAAUAAAGAGUGUUAAAAGGAGUCCUAAGUGUUUUUGUACUUGUUGAAACAGACCCCGGAUUUUUUGUAGUCAGUCAUGGCCAAGAGCAGGUGAAGAGCAGCUGUACGUCUGCAGGCUGAACUGACCUACAGGUGCCUGCCAGCACAAAGGCAGAGCGCAUGGAUGAAUUUAUCAUCAUCAUCAUCGUCAUCAUCAUUACUGCAUUUACAUGAUUGAAAGUUUAGCUGUGUAGCCUACAGUAAGGAUGGACCUGCUUCUCAGGUUCAGCAUUUGUGUCUGUGAUAAAUCUUAACUCAAGCACUAACGUCUGGCUAAUGGUACUAUACUGCUGUAAUGGGCUUAGAAAAAUAAAGUGAUCAUCAGCCCUGCCUGUUUAUGGAACCACAUGUUUGUGAAGGGCUUCCUAAUGGUUUUUCCUGUGGAAUAGUCUUAACUCUCAUUGAUAGGCCAGAUUUGUGGCAGCACUUCCAGGAAACUCAAGAUUUGUUUAGCUUAGUUUUGAGUGAUUCUUGCCCAUUUGGUAACAGACCGUCUCGUAACA